AUGGAUGAUGCUUUAGCCAUUUUGGUCAUAGAAGCUGUCAUGGUCAGCUGUUUUACCAUUUUUGCUGGGUUUUUUUUUCUUUCACUUCUCUUUGCCCUUUCCUUCUUUUUACUAUUUUUCUCUUUCACUUGUCCUUUCUUCUUCUUUCUCUACUCACUCUUCUUCAUUCACUACUAUUUGCUCUAUUCCUUUUGUAUUUCUUCCUACUUGUCUUUGUCCAUUUCUUCUUUUCAUCAGUGUUUCUUCCUUUCAAUAAUCUUUCUCAAAUACUUUCUCUUCCCCCCUUUUUUUCUUUCAUUUCCAUCUUUUAUUCAUUCUUUCUGCUUCUUUAUAAUUCUCUGUUUCCUUUCUUUUUUUUCUUUGCGUUCUCCUUUCUUUUUAUAUUUCUUUUUCUAUAUGUUCUUCGUUCUUUCCAUUUAUUAUUGUUUCCAACACAUUCUUAUUGUUUCUUUCCUUCUUUUAUAUAAUUUUUUAUUCUUUCUUUAUUCUCUUCAUUUUUUUUUUCUUCUAUUUCUUCUUUCUUUCUUUAUUCCCCCCCCCCCCAUUUCUUUAUAUUUUCCUUCUUACUUCCCUUGA
Acanthosepion pharaonis is the source of this 576-nucleotide messenger RNA. The record is from the annotation of a GenBank genome assembly. NCBI's taxonomy places the organism in Eukaryota, Metazoa, Mollusca, Cephalopoda, Sepiida, Sepiidae.